CUGUUCUGUGGCUCAGCGGUCAUCCGUGGCGGUGCGUUCUCUCGCUCUCCUUCCACACUCCUCUCUCUCAUUGACCGUCUCUACAUCAUCACCACCCAUCCCCUUCUCCACCUUCCCCGUUUCCUCUUAUAAUGACUUCCAUCGGAACCGGCUACGACCUCAGCAACAGCGUCUUCAGUCCAGACGGCCGGAACUUCCAAGUCGAGUACGCCAGCAAGGCCGUCGAAGCUGACGGAACCGCGAUCGGCAUUCGAUGCGCUGACGGCGUCGUCUUUGCCGUCGAGAAGAUUGUCUCGUCCAAGCUGCUUGUCCCCGGCGCAAACAAGAAGAUCCAGACAAUCGAUAGACAUGUCGGCGUAGCAUACUCAGGCCUCACCCCCGACGGCCGCCAUCUCGUCGACCGCGGCAGAUCCGAAUCCUACUCCUGGCGCGGCACAUACAAAGUCCCCAUCAGCGUCCCCACCCUCGCUGACCGUCUAUCUGGCUACGUCCAGGCUUACACCUGCUACUCCUCCGUCCGGCCCUUUGGUGUCUCCGUCAUCGUCGGCGGUGUCGAUGACUCUGGCCCACAUCUCUAUACCAUCGAACCAUCUGGCGCGUUCUGGGGUUACAUGGGCGCCGCCACAGGAAAAGGUCGCCAGGCAGCAAAAUCAGAGCUCGAGAAACUAGACCUUCCAAACAUCUCCGCCCGCGACGCCGUCAAGGCCGCCGCAAAGAUCAUCUACGUCGCCCACGACGACUCAAAAGACAAGGACUUUGAAUUAGAAAUCUCCUGGGUCUCCACUUCUGAAACCGGUGGCCUUCAUCAGUUUGUGCCAAAGGAAUUGCUUGAGGAAGCUGAACGGUUGGCAAAGGCUGAUGAUGAUGACGAGGAUGAUGAUGAUGAGAUGGAUGAGGAUUGAUCUUGUAACAUAGCAUCUAACAAUUACAAUAUACUAUAUCAUUUCAAUUUGCUUUA
Myxozyma melibiosi is the source of this 958-nucleotide messenger RNA. Its product is annotated as nucleophile aminohydrolase. The transcript has 5 exons. Gene Ontology annotation, biological process: proteasomal protein catabolic process; ubiquitin-dependent protein catabolic process. Gene Ontology annotation, cellular component: proteasome core complex; nucleus; proteasome core complex, alpha-subunit complex. The coding region runs from base 132 to 902 and encodes 256 amino acids. Lineage: Eukaryota; Fungi; Ascomycota; Lipomycetes; Lipomycetales; Lipomycetaceae. The record is from RefSeq and is a predicted model, not a curated record.